AUGGCUUCUUCCAAUCACUACAAGACAAUUAACCCGGCAACAGGCCAACUCGUGAGAUCUUUUCCAGACAGCACCGAUCUUGACGUCAGUAAAGCACUGAGCACUGCUCAAGAAUGCUUUGAGAAGGACUGGAGGUGGCGUACCGCCAGCUCUAGAGCAGAGAUUAUGACGCGCGCGGCUGGUCUCAUCAGGGACCGCACUGCACAGCUAGCUGAGAUUGCAACCAAGGACAUGGGUAAAUUAUACACCGAAGCAUGCUAUGAAGUUUCACUGUCAGCCGAUAUUCUGGAGUACUUUGCCGUGAAUGCUGAGAGUUUCCUGAGACCGACAACUGUCCAGGAGCGCGGAAGCGGAGCUGUGGCGGAAGUUGUUUCUGAGCCCAUCGGUAUUAUUGUUGCCGUCGAACCUUGGAAUUACCCCUACUAUCAACUUGCACGCGUCGCAGGACCACAGUUGAUGGCUGGCAAUGUGGUGCUAGCGAAGCAUGCAGCAUCAGUGCCCCAAUGUGCACUCGCCUUCGCGAAGAUCUUCGAAGAUGCUGGUGCGCCCCCUGGGGCCUACACGAACAUCUUUGGUUCCCGAUCGCAGAUGAAUCAAUUAGUCGAUGAUUUCCGUGUGCGUGGCGUCACGCUUACAGGUAGCGAGGCGGCCGGCGCAGGCGUCGCCGAACGUGCCGGACGACACCUAAAGAAAGUUGUCCUUGAAUUAGGCGGGUCUGAUCCUUUCGUAGUGCUCGAAGAUGCGAACCUGGAGGCUGCUAUAUCACGGGCUAGUAGUGGUCGCUUGGUGGCUAUGGGUCAAGUUUGUGCCGCGCCUAAACGGUUCAUCGUUGUCGGUAAAGAACGUGGUGAUCUCUUUCUUGAGGGUGUGAAGCAACACUUCAGCUCCCUAGAAGCUGGAGAUCCGAUGGACCCGAAAACGACGAUUGGUCCAGUUUUCUCCGAAAGCGCUUUGCAAACCUUGCUGGAGCAGAUCCAUCGAGCCGUGGAACACGGCGCCACACUAGUGUGCGGUGGUAAACGUAUCGACCGCCCGGGCUUUUAUCUCGAGCCUACCAUCCUUACAAAUAUUUCGGCUGAGAACCCUAUUUACAAGGAAGAGAUGUUUGGUCCAGUGGCAAUGAUGUUCUCCGUCGACACAGAUGAUGCGGCAGUUGAACUCGCGAACGCCACUAGAUACGGUCUUGGCUCGUCUGUUAAUAGCGAGGACCCCAAGCACGCCCGUGCGGUAGCUGACAGGAUUGAUGCGGGAAUGGUGUUCAUCAAUUCGUGCACUGUCACGCUUCCUGAGUUGCCUUUCGGGGGCAUUAAAAACUCUGGCUUCGGCAGGGAAUUGUCUGACUUGGGAUUCAGUGAAUUUCUGAACAAAAAACUUAUUCGGAUGGCGCCGACGAACUAG
This is a messenger RNA of Aspergillus chevalieri, 1398 nucleotides long. RefSeq names its product NAD-dependent succinate-semialdehyde dehydrogenase. The coding region runs from base 1 to 1398 and encodes 465 amino acids. The transcript has a single exon. Gene Ontology annotation, molecular function: aldehyde dehydrogenase [NAD(P)+] activity; succinate-semialdehyde dehydrogenase (NAD+) activity. The record is from RefSeq and is a predicted model, not a curated record. Lineage: Eukaryota; Fungi; Ascomycota; Eurotiomycetes; Eurotiales; Aspergillaceae.